AUGCUUGGCUAUCCUCAUUGUUUUGCUGAUGGUGUAAGCGGUAUGAUUCUUAUAAAUGGACUAUUAAAUAUUUACAAUCUCAUUAGACAAUAAAAAUAUGAUGAGAUUAAGAAGAUUGAAUUAAUCCAGCCAAUAUAACAUGCUUUAGAUCUUGCAUUUCCUAAUGGAAUGAAUUCUGAACAGGAAUCGAGAAUACAUGAAAUUUUAAUAAAUACGUCAAAAGUUAGAAAUAAUUGGAAGCCUUCGCUGCCAUUUGUACAUUCAGAGAGAUAACUCAGAAACAUUCCUUAAUUUAGAGACAGCUCUAAAGAAUGUUUCUUGAAGCUAGUUUAAAAAUGCAGAAACGAAUAGAUAACAAUUGGAUCAGUUCUAGUUUCCUGUCUUUACUUCGGCUUCUCUAAAAUGCUUGGUGAAUAUUAAAUAGAUUUGAAAUUUGAUAUUGAUGUUAAUCUAAGAGAUAGAUUCAUCAAUAAACUUGGAUUUAAAAAUAUAGGCAUGCUUGUAGGAAAUAUUUAACUUAAUAUCUCUAUGGAUGAACACACUUAAUUCUGGGAAUUCGCAAGAUAAAUUCACAAAUAAAUAAAUAAACAGCUUGUUUAAUUGGGAUUCAGAUGA
Messenger RNA from Stylonychia lemnae, 615 nucleotides. The record is from the annotation of a GenBank genome assembly. NCBI's taxonomy places the organism in Eukaryota, Ciliophora, Spirotrichea, Sporadotrichida, Oxytrichidae.